Molecule: messenger RNA, 2186 nt
Organism: Cotesia glomerata
Lineage: Eukaryota; Metazoa; Arthropoda; Insecta; Hymenoptera; Braconidae
Exons: 7
Coding region: 345-1799 (484 amino acids)
Biological process (GO): SCF-dependent proteasomal ubiquitin-dependent protein catabolic process
Cellular component (GO): SCF ubiquitin ligase complex
Molecular function (GO): protein binding
Source: RefSeq, a predicted model, not a curated record
UGAUUGAAAUGAACACAUAGGGAAUUUUUUAUUUCGGAGCAUCUCGUUCCUCAUCCCGCUGGCCAUUGACUGUAUUUGAGUCAAUUUAUCGACUGGAAAAAAAAAAAAAAAACAAGGACGGCUCUGACGCUGUUACUUUCUCAAUAUUAUUUAUUAAACAAUUGUUGAAAAUAAUAACAAAGUUAACUGUCAAGCUGACAUAUUUAAAAGUGAAAGCAAAAAAUAAGUUUCCGGAGUAAUUAAAAGAUUAUUUUACUGCUAAAUUAACUAGUGGGCUGAUGAAUGAAUCCAUUAUUCAAAAGACCUGGUUUUUGUUUUGGAUCUGAACGUGGUGCCGUAAAAAAAUGAAAAUGAAGAGAAGCAAAUCAUUAUCUCCAGAACCAUCAAGCAGUCGUGACGCUAAAAUUCCUCGGCUGUCAAACGAAUCGGCGUUUGAUGAAUUUCAGGGUGAUUACAAAACAAAGCUAUUGGAUUUUUCUGAUGAUGUAUUGCUUAAUAUAUUUAAAUAUGUAUCGCCGCAAGAUCUUUUUGCUUUGAGCUCGUGCUGCCAUCGACUGAACCAAGUUUGCCGGGAUCGUACCCUCUGGAAGGUUGUAAAUUUUAAAUCUCGUCAAUUGAAAAAGAAUGAGUUAAUCAAAAUACUCGGAUUUUUAAAACCAAAUACUGAGAGUAUUAUUAUUAACGGACGAGUUGAAUUUACGAUUAAUAAGGAUAAGUACAGAGACGACCAUGAGAGUGACAAAUAUCAAGGAAUCUCCAAUGGUGAGUGUAAGGCGGCGAGUACAUCAAACGGGUACAUAAGAGACGUGGGAACUUCUAGUGGCUCGAAAGAUCAAGCAUCCUGUAGUAACAUUAAAGAGAGAAUAGUUAUUUUAGAAGAGCUCAAGAACAAUUUCCUGACUAAAAUUGGAGAAAUUUGCACAAGUUUGAAGGAACUUGUUAUUGAAGAGUUUACUAUUGUUAACAAUGACAUAAAAAUUACAGAUUUUCCAUCGACACUCGAGAAAUUAUCAUUAAAAGGAUGCAAGGUCUGCAAUGUAAAUCCUCAACAGUCUUAUUUCUCAAAAUUGCACCAGCAUAUGCCCAACUUAACAACCCUAAUAGUGACAGACUGUCAGUGGUUGAGAAGCCACUCAUUGAUGGUAAUAAGUAAGAUACCCAAACUAAAGGAACUGAGGAUAAGCUCGUGUAAGUACGUGGGCGAUUGUGUGGCUUACAUGAGUCUCGCGACACGCUUUGGGUUCAAGUCACUGGGGAUAUUAGACCUGUGUCACACGAACGUGGGGGACUCUGAAGUCAGCUGCUUCUUCCAGUAUACCACGACCUUGACUGAACUUUAUCUAGACUACUCGCCGAUUGACUUGAAGCCAAAAAGCGACAUUCACAGCUUUAUUGCACUUAAUCCACCGGUUUAUGAAGACAAUCAUGUAGCGCAGUAUGUUAUCGACGGCAAUCAGUUUGAUAUGGAUGAUAUGUCACCUUGUGGUAUUACUGAUCGUUGUAUAUGCUCUAUUGGGUCUUAUCAGAGUCCGCAACUCCCUCAAGAUACUCCACGUGAUAUGCCGGACAUGGUCAUUAUAGAGCCACGACCUCGUAUUUGCAGUAAUCCUAUUCUUCAGACUCUUGUUGUCAGAAACUAUCCAAAAGUAACAGACGCAAGUUUGAAACACCUUGCAGAGCACAUACACAAUUUAAAAUAUGUAGAUCUGACUGGUACAUCGAUAACGAGACAAGGAGUUGAAAAUUUCAAAUGUCUAAGGCCCAAUGUCAAGUUGAUUUCAUCGAUAUCUGAUGAAUAAUAACUAACCCAAUGGGAAUAAUGAUUAUUUAUAUAUCAAUGUAAAUGUUUGAGUGCCGUGCGGUAUUUUAAUGCGUUUACAUUCGUGCAAUCUAGUUAUUAUUUCUCAUAAACACUCUAUGAGUUUUAGUAAAUUAUUAUUAUUUUAUACAGAAGUUUGUUAGUUGGAAUUAAGACUGUUUUUUUAUUUCAUCACAAUAAAGUUUUUUUUUUUUUUUUUUUUAUGAAGCUUCAGUACACUUAUCGUUAAUAAUAAAAGUAAAUCAAACGUGGAUAUUUAUGAAAUAUUUGUAAAUUAAUUUUUACAUGAAUUGUAGAUAAGACGCAAUGGAAUAUAAUACACUAACAGCUUAUUUCUUUAUAUUAAAAAAAUAAUGCUAAGUAAUCA